This is a messenger RNA of Closterium sp. Naga37s-1, 6267 nucleotides long. NCBI's taxonomy places the organism in Eukaryota, Viridiplantae, Streptophyta, Zygnematophyceae, Desmidiales, Closteriaceae. The record is from the annotation of a GenBank genome assembly.
AUGAGCAGCUCCGUUAACCCUCUUUUCUUUGAGGCGCCUCGGAAUCUUCCCAGCGGCUGUGUUUCUUCCACGAUUGAACGCCUCGCAGCGCCGCUAUCAGGGAACGCUGCAUGCUUAAUCAACCUGUCGUCUCGUGCCAACUAUGCUGCGUUGAGCGUUACUGGGCCUCUGCAUGCCAGGGUGCUUCAUGCCUCUGCGUCAGCAGCAGCAGUAGGUGCGAGCCCAAGCAGUGACCCUGCUACGGGCAACGCGGAUGUGAAGGGGCUUCAGCCGUCUCCACCACGUGCCUCUAGUGACCAUGCAGGCGAGGGGGGGCGGUCCAAGCUGGUGGAGGCAUUUCAGAUCCAAGCGGCAUCAGAUCCCAUACGAGGCUUCAUGGUGGCACUGCGCAAGUCGGAGCUCGGUUUUGAGACUGGCCUUGCACUCAGGGAUCUGCGGGUGGUCAUCUCUGCCCUGCAGAACCAGAUCCCCACAAUUCUCAUCCGCCCGCGGGCCAUAGUGGUGAGCCUAGCGCACGUGAGGGCAGUCAUCACAGCCAACCGCGCAUACAUCCUCAACACCUCCUCCCCCCGCGUGAGACAGCGCCUCAUCCCCACCCUCCUGCGCCGCCUCUCCGCCUCCCAUGCUGCCGCGGCUGCUGGUGGCGGCAACGGCGGCGGUGGUGGUGGUGGUGGUGGUGGGGAUGGUGGGUGUGAUGUUUGCUCCCCCCCUUCGCCCUCCGCCUCAGCUUCGUUUUCAGGGUCGGAUUCGUUUUUCUCGGGCGCUGUGUCGGUGUUUUCUGACUGCGGGGGUGAGCCUCAAGGGAGAGAGGUGCGUGGAUUGGAGGGAGGAGGAGAGCGAGGGGGCAGAGAGCAGAAGCCGUUGGGGCGGGGGCAGCAGGAGAAGCAGGAGAAGCAGCAAGGGCAACAGCAGGAGCUGGGGCAGGGUCAGGAUCAGGGACAGGGGCAGGGGCAGGGGCAGGCGCAAGAGCAGUGGGUUUCUGAGGCGUGGGGUGGUGGGGAAAGCAGGUGUAGGGAGAGUGGGAGAGAGGUGAGGGGAGUGUGUGGGAGAGGAGAGGAUGAGUAUGAAGCGAGGGGCCAUGUAGAGAGAAGGGAGGAGGUUUUCCUAGAGGAGGGUAGGGAGGGUAGGAGAGGAGAUGGGUGUGAUGAGAUGAGGGAUGAUAGACGGGAUGAUGGGGGGGAUGGUGGGAGGGAUGGUGGGAGAGAGGAGGAGUGGGGACAGGGGUGGCAGGAGGAGGUAUCAGAGAGAAGGAGGGAGGAGUGGAGGGCGAGGAGGCAGCGAGAGGAGGAGAGGCGGAGGAACAAACGUUGGCUGGAAGAUUUGGAGAAGGAAAGCAAGGGAAGGUUCGGUGAAGCUUCGAAUGGAGAGGAGGAGGAGGGGGAAGGGGGGGGGCGGAAGCACGGGGAUGGGCAUUUGAUAGGGAGUGAUGGGCAGUGGGAGCGAUAUGGUGAGGUGCUUCUGCUGGAAUUGACUUCAAAGGAUGGCGUGCCUUUAAAGCCCGGUCAGCAUGGCCAAUCAGAUCAGCCAGGCCCCUCCGAAUCCGAAAAGCCAGACCAGUCCGGUCAGAAGACACAUAGGGGGGUGAUGGUGCGAAGUGGGGAUGAAGGAAAAGGGGUGAGGAGAGAGCAGGCGAAAGGGAAGGGAGGGGAUGAGGGGGAUUGGUUGGAGAGCGAAGAGGCGUUUGGGAGCGGUGGAGAGGCGAGUGGAAGGGGUGCUGGAGAAAGUAGGAUGGACGGGAGUGGAAAGGACACCGGCACCAAAGCCCUCUUAGACGAGGUGGGGGUGACUCUGAAGGUCAAGUACGCGUCCAUAUUCCCGGGCGUGUACCAGGGCCUGAGGGCGUUUGCCGGGGGGCGAGUGCCGUAUGAGCGAGCCAUGGCGGAGCAAGAGGCGUUCCUGAGGGCCAAGAACGAGCUGCUGAGGCUGGAGAGGAGCGCGAAUCAAAUCUGCAACGCCGUUCGUGAAGUGCUGUCGAAUGAUGAGGACAUGGCAGAGAUGUACCUGUCAAGGAAGGCCUCUCUUCCCCCCGGGGAAGCCAGAGGAGGAGGUGGUGGGUUUGGGGGGGAGUCGCCUGAUAGAAAGGCCUCUCUUCCCCCCGGGACCACCAAUAGUGCGGAGCACAGCGAGGUGGAGGAGCUGUUAGAGGAUCAUCUGAGGCGCAUGGAGGAGGUGGUGGUGGAGGGAGGGGCGGCUGUUGACAUGAAAUCCGCGCUCCCCCCAGGCACCACCAACAGUGCGGAGCACAGUGAGGUGGAGGAGCUGCUGGAAGAUCAUCUGAGGCGCAUGGAGGAGGUGGUGGGGGAGGCGGAGCAGCUGCUUUCCAUGUCCGAUGCCACGUCAGAGUACCUUCGAACCGCGCUGGACAGGUGGGUGUGUGGUGAUGGGGGAUUGAGAGUGGUGUUGAGGAGAGAUAGAGGAAGAGGCGGAGCAGCUGCUGUCCAUGUCCGAUGCCACUUCGGACUGAUGUCCUUCGCCAUGUUGAAUGUGUUCAUGUAUGCGUGUGCAUGGGUUGAGGGGAGUUUCAUUCACAAGCUCAAGUCUACAUGCUUUAUGAAGCUCUCGUCAGCAGCGGGUAAAUGCAGCCAUGGGAAAAGCAGCGUUAGCAGGCAGCGGCGACGGGUGGGAGGGAAAGGUGUGGUCGCAGCCAGUCCUCCUACGGAGGAGGUGGAGGUGCAGACCGAGCCGUUGACCAAGGAAGACCUGGUCAACUACCUGCGAUCCGGCUGCAAGCCCAAGGACAAGUGGAGGAUCGGCACGGAGCACGAGAAGUUCGGGUUCGACCAGAAGACGUUGCAGCCAAUGACGUACGAGCAGAUCGCGACGCUGCUGGAGCACAUUGCGGAUCGGUUCUCGUGGGACAAGAUUAUGGAGGGCGACCGAAUCAUCGGCCUGCGAUCGAACGGGCAGAGUGUGACGCUGGAGCCCGGAGGUCAGUUCGAGCUGAGUGGCGCGCCCCUGGAGACGGUGCACCAGACGUGCGCCGAGGUCAACGGUCACCUCUACCAGGUGAAGUCGAUCUGCGAGGAGGAGCACGUGGGGUUCCUGGGCCUGGGCUUUAACCCCAAGCACACUCUGGAGGAGAUUCCCAUCAUGCCCAAGGGUCGCUACACCAUAAUGCGCAACUACAUGCCCAAGGUGGGCUCGCUGGGGCUGGAGAUGAUGUUCCGCACGUGCACCGUGCAGGUCAACCUUGACUUUGACUCCGAGCAGGACAUGGUCGACAAGUUCCAAGUCGGCUUGGCACUGCAGCCGGUGGCCACGGCCUUGUUUGCCAACUCGCCGUUCCUGGAGGGCAAGCCCAAUGGGUACCUCAGCUACCGCAGUCGAGUGUGGGAGGACACUGACAAUGACCGCACAGGGGACCUGCCGUUUGUCUUCGAAGAAGGCUUUGGCUUUGAGCGCUAUGUGGAGUAUGCCCUGGAUGUGCCCAUGUACUUUGCAUACCGCGACCAGCGAUACAUCGAUGCCACAGGACUUUCCUUCCGAGACUUUUUGAACGGCAAGCUCCCAGUGCUGCCGGGUGCCUACCCCACUCUCAACGACUGGGAGAACCAUCUCACCACCAUCUUCCCUGAGGUGCGGCUGAAGCGGUAUCUCGAGAUGAGGGGCGCGGAUGGCGGGUCGUGGAGGAGAAUAUGCGCCUUGCCCGCUUUUUGGGUGGGGUUGCUGUACGACCGACAGGCACUGGACGAGUGUAAGGCAAUCAUCUCUGACUGGACGGAGCUUGAGCGCUCCGCUCUGCGCACACAUGUGCCUCGCAUGGCCCUCAAAACGCCCUUCAGGGAAGGGCUGCUGCAGCAUCUGGCACAGGACCUGGUCAGAAUCAGCAGGGAGGGCUUGCAAAGACGAGGAUACAGGGAAGGCAACUUCCUCAAGGAGUUGGAGAACAUCGCUGCUACAGGCGUGACUCCUGCAGAGCGCAUGUUGGAGGCAUACCAUGGCAGCGAGUCCGCAAUGUCGUGGAUUCGGUCGAAUCUGGCCAAGGUGGGGACAUUCGCGGGGUCCGUCGUGCAGAAGGCUGGCGAUGCCGUCGAGCGAGGCGCCAAGAUGGUGUACGAGCAGGCGGAGAGCGCUGUUGUGGGUCGGCCGCACAACAGCUUCCGGCAUGCAGUGCGGCGGAUAGAGGAGGUAGCGUCGUUGGCACGAGGCAGCGAGCGCAAGGAGGCUCUGGCGCGCUGGCUAGCCGCGCUCUCAGACAUACAGCAGGAGAACGACCGCCUUCAGGCGCACUUCCAGAGGCGCAAGAAGAGGCAGGAGAAAGGGGAGAAAGGCGGGAAGGGGGAGCGGAAGACGCAGGAGGAGAACCAGCAGGAGGAGGUGACGGCGGAGUCUGCUGCUAGUGCUGAUGGUUCUGCUGCUACUGGGGCUGCUGGGGCGGCUGCUGAGGCUGGCGCCAGUGAUGCUGGUGCUUCUGUGAGCUCAGGGCGAACGGAAGGAGUGGGAGCGGAGGGGGAAGUGGUUGAUAGAGCUGGUGACGAAGGCAAGGAUCGUGCCAGUGUUACAGAGGGUAACCAGGCCAAAGCGCAUGGGGAAGCAGAAAUUGUGGAGGCAGGAUUGUCACAGAUGCAGGCAGAUGGAGCAGAGGGGAAGACAGAAUCAGUAGCAGCAGAAUCAGGCCGAGAAUCCAAGGAUGGCGUUGUGGGUGUUGGAGCAGAAGCGGAAGCAGAAGCAGGUAGCAAGUCAGCAGAAGCAGGUGAUAUUGCGGCAGCAGAAGAAGAAGCGGAGGAGGUGGCAUCGAUAGGAGAUGGAUCGUCGCAAGAUGAGGCAGCACCGUCACUGACAAAGUCAGCAUUGACUGGACGGGCUUCCAUGGUUCUUUUCUACGACCCUGACGCGGGCAACGAAGCACUCAACUUCAGGGACGUGUUUCUGCGCUCUAGUGCGCUGGAGCUCAUAGUGGCGUCGAUGGUGGUGGCUCCGGGGGAUGAAGACGAGAUGGCGCUGCUGAGAGGGCUGUUCGGCUUGUGUUUAAACCUCUCCACGACCCAGUGCGAUGAUCUGCUGGCAGCCCUGCAGUCACUCGGCUCCUCCCUCUCUGCCUACUCCGAACUCAAGCUGUCGAGUGACGAUUUGGCCACGAUGGUGGCAGAAGCAGUCACAGGGCUGAAGGUCAACCCCGAAAUUGAGAGGGUUGAUCUGGAGUCAUGUCGCUUGCAGCAGCUCAUAGCUGAGGCUGCCUCGGUUGCCGCCUCUCUGGGGGACACGCCGGGGGACAGGGCGCUGAAGGUGGAGCGGGUGAGCUGUCUGGCAGCGGAGUUGAGUGAGGGCAUGGAGGGGCUGAGGAGGAAGGCUGAGGAGUGCCGCCAGCAGCGCCAGGAGGCUCUGGCGUACCGCAGCAGCAAGGCUCAGGAGGCCCGCGAGGCAGAGAAGGUACUCCUCUCGGAGGCACAGCAGGUGCAGAAGCGAAAGGAGGAGCUGGAGGAGGAGCUGCGGCGGGUGCAGGCGGCUCUGGACGGCGUGAAUCGGCGGCUAGUGAAGCUGGAGGAGGAGAAGGACCUCUUCUCGCAGGCCAGCACUGGGAUCGAGGCUCACCUCUCUUCCGAGUCGGAGCUGGAAGCGUUUGGGCAGUCGGCCAAGUCGAUAGUGGAGAGACUUGAUGGUAUCAGAGCCAAGAGGGAGCAGGCGGAGAAGGAGGGCAAGGACCGGGCAGUGUCAGACAGCAAGCACAGACGGCUGCAGUGGGAGGAGCGAUACAUGGCAGCUGAGAUACAGGUGAAGCGGUGCAUAGGGGAGGCAGAGAUAGCCAUGCGGGAGAUCAAGGGCUGGCUGGAUACUCUUCCCCCCAGUGAGGAUGCUCCCAAGCAAGCUCAAAUGCGCUCUCUACUCGCCGAACUUGAGUCUCUCGUAGCUUCGGUCCGAGCCUCCGGCCGCCCGGUCCUGUCUCUGGACCACCCAACAGUGCUGCGCGUGCAGAGGCUCGGCAAAUCCCCGGACUCAUGGGCCUCUGCCGAAGCUGCCGCUGCAGGCAGAGCACUUGUGAUUGGAGGAUCAGCAGCUGCAGGGACAGGUGGCGUGGUGCCAACAGGAACAGAAGAGAAUGUUCCCCCGACGCCUUUUGUCAUUUCGGGCGGGGUCCGUCGUCCCGUAGCGCCCGGGUUCAAGGAUAAGCAAGGCAAGUCAAAGCUGCUGCCUGCUGGUGAGAGUGCUCCAGUGGAAAGAAAGCAGGGGAAGGAGAGCGACGAGGUCAAGGAGAGCGCGGGUGAAGAGAAGGGGGAGGAAGGCGGGUCUGAUGCUGCAGCUGAAGCAGGUUCUGCAGGGGAACCAUAA